AUGGUUGAUACUGGGAAUGACAACGAUGACUCUGCUUGUCCUACAAGCUUUGGCCCAGUAAACAUUCAAGCACAGCCAUCAAGGGUGUCUGUUAAUGUUAAACCUCUGUAUCAAACCGGCACUUCGGCACUGGUAAACUUCCCAAUGGGCUCGUGCUCUAACCCUGGAGACAAUAUGGAAAAUCCCACGGUCCCUGAUUUCGAUGAGGUUGAAGGGGAAAAAGUAAGGGCGGAGCUCUCAAAGCAACUCGAGGAUCGGUGCAAAUGGAUAGAGGAGAAGUUCAAGGAGCUAGAAAGUGCUGAUCAUUACUGCAAAGUUGAUGCAAAGGAGCUCAGUUUGGUCCUGGACUUAGUACUUCCUCCGAAGUUCAAGAUGCUAGAAUUUGAAAGGUAUAAUAGAACCAGCUGCCCUGAGGCUCACAUUACAAUGUUCUGCCAGAGAAUGACGAGAUAUGUCAACUAUGACCAAUUGUUGAUUCACUACUUUCAGGAUAGCUUGACUGGGGCAGCAGCCAAAUGGUACAAUCAGUUGAGCCGUGCUCAGGUCAAAUCAUGGAAGGAUUUGGCGCAGGCCUUCAUGAAACAGUAUGGCCAUGUGACCGAUAUAGCGCCUGACAGGAUUACAUUACAGAACAUGGAGAAAAGGUCAGGUGAAAGCUUCAGGAAAUACGCCCAGAGGUGGAGGGAAGUCACUACGCAAGUCCAACCACCACUGCUGGAAAAAGAAACGACUAUGCUAUUUAUUAAUACCUUGAAGGUACUUUUCAUUAAUCAUAUGUUGGGGAGUGCAACUAAGAGUUUCGCAGACAUAGUAAUGUUUGGCGAAAUGAUAAAAAAUGCAAUAAGGUGCGGUAAGAUAGAAACGGGGGAAAGCACGAGAAGGUCAGCCCCGAAGAAAAAGGAAAACAAAGUAAGCAAUGUGAGCUCAGGCUAUUCAAAGCCUGUCAUCGUUAAUCAAUCUAGAACGGUAGUCACAGGCCAACAAGCUUCACCAAGGCAAGAGCCCAGCACCAGGAGAGAUACGGAGAAGAUACAGAGGACUGUGGGGCAUUCAAUAAAAAGCUGCAUCUCGUUUAAGAAGUUAGUCGAGAAGCUCAUCAACAUGGGUGUUGUGAAGUUCGAUGACGCACUUGUGGUAGGUAACCCAUUACUCAACCAUACUGAUGGUAGGGUAAAUGCAGUAAUCGAGAAUGUGGGAAGGAGAGUUAAGUUGAACGCAGAUGAGGUAAAGACUUUGUUCAGGGAAGUUUGGAAGAAAAUGCUGGAAGUGGGGCUGAUCACGCAGAGUUCAAGGAGCAACUCCCGAGAAGUGAGGGACUAUUGCGAAUUUCAUUGCGAGAAGGGCCAUGAAAUCCAGAGUUGCAAGAAAUUCAGAGCCUUAGUCCAGGGCUUAAUAGACAAUGAAGAGUUAGAGUUCUUUGAGUUUACCAGAGAAGAGGACGUAUGUGCUUCUGAAGAGAAGUCGAUAGAGAAGGGUUGUGAGGCUAGUCACCCAGUGGUCCUCAUUUCACGGCCAAAAAUUAGUGAAGCUGAAGCAAGGGUGGCACCAAUAAUAGUUAUCCAAAAGCCCAAGGCUUUCCAUUUUAAGGAUAGCAAAAAGGUGCCUUGGAAUUAUAACAGUAGUGUAACAGUUUCGGAAAAGGAGAGUUUAGUCGAUACACUAAGCACAGAAGACGAACCUGUAAAGAAGAAGUCCUUUGUGAUCAGACAAGGAGAAAGGAUGACAGAACCACUGGUUAAUUAA
Messenger RNA from Gossypium arboreum, 1743 nucleotides. RefSeq lists its product as uncharacterized. The record is from RefSeq and is a predicted model, not a curated record. Bases 1 to 1743 code for a protein of 580 amino acids. Lineage: Eukaryota; Viridiplantae; Streptophyta; Magnoliopsida; Malvales; Malvaceae. The transcript is spliced from 2 exons.